CUUGCAUUAUGUAACAAUAAUAAUAAUCCUCCUCUCAUCCUUCUUACUCUCCUAAGCUUCUCUUCUACGAGAAAGAAAAUGCACCUCGCAUUUAAACUUCAAAUCCGAACCCGAGCCCGCACGUCACCGCCGCCCCGCUCUGCGUCCGACUCGAGCUCAUUAGCUUGCUUUCAGAACAAGGCCCACCGCUCGGACCGAAUGCGAGGCAGUUUGCGGCCUCUUUUCUCGUUUGAGGACAGCGUUGGCGAGAUAAGGACGGAAACGGGUGGGUUGAUUGUGUUUUGAUGCGAGGAGAUGGGAGGGAGUGGUCUUGCGCUCGGGGUAGAAAUAGCUUGCUCCUCCUCCUCCUCCUCCCUCUCUAUACGACUAUAGACAGACAAUGGCAGCAUCCUACGACUUCUCCAACAAAGUAAUCCUCAUCACCGGAGCCACCGGCGGCAUCGGCCAAGCCACCGCUCUCGCCUUCGCCAAAGCCCACGCAAAAGCCAUCGUCCUCGCAGACCUCCCCUCCGCCUCCGCCUCCGCCUCCACCCUCGUCUCGGCAAUCACCGCCGUCUCACCUUCGACCUCUGCAACAUUCUACGCGCUCGACGUGACGGCCGGCGACCAAGUCGCCGCGUGCGUGCAUGCGACUGUCGCGCGCUUCGGAUCGCUCGACGUCGCGUUUAAUAACGCGGGCGUGCUCAGUAAGACUGCGUCGCUGAUCGAUACCCCGGACGAGGAAUACGACCGCACGCUCGGUGUUGACCUUAAAGGCGUCUUCCUCGGCCUCAAGCACGAGAUCCGCCAGAUGCUCGCACAGGACCCUCAGGGAGGCGUCAUUGUAAACUCAGCUUCCAUCGCGGGAAUUCUGGGAGGCCCGAUGAUUGCGCCCUACGUGGCAGCAAAACACGGCGUAAUCGGCCUCACCAAGACCGCGGCACUCGAGUACGCCGCGCAGGGCGUGCGCGUGAACGCGAUCGCGCCGUCGGCGGUCGCGACGGAGAUGAUUCAGCAUUGGCUGCAGGACCCCGCGCAGCGCGAGUACAUCCUGGGCGGGAUCCCGGUGAAGCGCGCGGCGACGGUCGAGGAGAUUGCGAAUUCGGUGCUGUAUUUGUGUUCGGACGCGGCUGGGUUUGUGAAUGGAGCUACGUUGGUGUUGGAUGCGGGGCAGACUGUGCAGUAGAUGUAGAUGUGUUAUAGUUUCAUAGAGGGUGU
Messenger RNA from Myxozyma melibiosi, 1197 nucleotides. RefSeq names its product 2,5-dichloro-2,5-cyclohexadiene-1,4-diol dehydrogenase. NCBI's taxonomy places the organism in Eukaryota, Fungi, Ascomycota, Lipomycetes, Lipomycetales, Lipomycetaceae. The transcript has a single exon. The record is from RefSeq and is a predicted model, not a curated record. The coding region runs from base 380 to 1165 and encodes 261 amino acids. Gene Ontology annotation, molecular function: oxidoreductase activity.